AUGGGCUUCGGGCCGGAGCUGUGGUGCCCGCGGGGGCACAGCGCCCUGCUGCGGCUGCAGGACGGGGAGCUGCGUCUCCUGGAGCUGAUGAAGAAGUGGAUGUCGCAGCGUGCCAAGAGCGACCGGGAGUACGCAGGGAUGCUGCACCACAUGUUCUCCCAGCUGGAGAAGCAGGAGGGCACUGGGCAGCUCCGUGGUGACCAUGGUGCCAGAUGGAGAAGACCUGGUGGGUGCUGGCGAGCCGACUGAGACGCUGAGCCAGAUCCUGCGGCAGCACGCAGAGGAGCUGGUGGCAGGUGUCCGCUGGCCAAGCUGAGCCUGCUCAUCCGUGACAAGCAGCAGCUGCGCAAGCCUUCAGUGAGCAGGUGGCAGCUGCUCAGACAGGAGUACACCCGUGUAUGUGGGGGCCAG
Molecule: messenger RNA, 411 nt
Organism: Chiroxiphia lanceolata (lance-tailed manakin)
Lineage: Eukaryota; Metazoa; Chordata; Aves; Passeriformes; Pipridae
Product: tyrosine-protein kinase Fes/Fps-like
Source: RefSeq, a predicted model, not a curated record